AGAUGGCGACAGUUCCGUAGAGGCGAUAGGAGACGAAGCGCUGACGUACGCCCCUGUUGUACGAUAAGUUUUCAUUUUCUUUCCACAGGAAGUGUGCUUCACUAUUAGCCACGAUGGAAGGAUAUAGUUUUCGGGGUAAAGGGGACAUCACCGUACUGCUUGCUACUACACCAAGGCUGCAACUUAUAUAACGGACGACUCUAUUGUCUUAACCGUUGCGGACAAUUGCAUAGUUCGUAGUAUGUUAUAGUGAUCAUUUAUUUCCAGUGCAUCGUUAUAGACGAACGGCUUUGAAAUGUCUGUGAAUAUGACGUAUGCGUGUGCUGCCCCAUUGUAUUUGGACUGUGGUUUUAGUCUUGGCUCAACUUAUCACUGACCAUUGUGUUAGUGUAAUUAUGUAAUUGCGGAUAUUUGUGUUUUUUUUUUUUCAGAAACGGAAUUAUAACAUUGUGUGGUAAACAAUUAGCUUAAACGAUUAGUUUUAAUUACUUUCACUAGUGGUGACCAAUGUUUGUUCAAUGUUUUAUUCUUGUCGUGGACAUUACUCAAACACACAAACUAGUCUUGACCUACUUCAAGUUGGCAGUCUAGGCAUGUUGUAGUCUCUUCUCCUGACUUGCUGAGACUUACUGAAGCCCCAAACACUCACUCAAAGAAUGUGUGUUAUAUACACAAAUAAGGAUAAUCGAUAGUGUGCGAUAAUGGAGCUACACCAAUAUGUUAAUGUGUUAUGUGUGAUCGCUGAAUGAACUUAUCCAAUAUCAUAUGGACGAGAUCAGCAUAACAAAGAAAAUGGCUACUUCCGAACUUACGUCAUUUCCUGUUGGACUGGAUAAAGAAAGACCUUUGAUCCAUGCAGAUGCAACGAGCGAGCAUGGAAGCACAGAGCAGACGAGGCGUCAACGAAGAAAACAAGACGCCAUGGAGGAAGGAUGGGAUUUUAGAAAACUGAACGAUGAAGAGUUUGAAGAAUUUUGUGUCUACAUUGUGCAGGACAGGCCUUGCGAGCCCGCGUGUCACAAUAGGGCCCAGGCCUCGCUGCCUAGGAAUUUGACGUUUCGACCAUCUAUCAUAUGCCAGAAUUCUGUUGGUGUCUGGAGUUCUGAGCACAUACCUAGAGGGACACGUUUCGGACCUCUGGUUGGAGAAAAACUGGAUCGCCGCUCAACGACUGAGCAGUUUCACCCCAAAUAUAUAUGGCAGGUCUACAAAGACGGUGUUUUGGAUUACAUGAUCCAAAUUACAGACCCAGAUCGCAGCAGUUGGCAACUCUUUAUGAAUUUGGCGCCCUCAGACAGGGAACAGAACGUGGUGGCCUGUCAACAUGGAGCACACAUCUAUUUUUACACCGUCAAGCCCAUUGAGGCCAACACGGAACUACUUUUCUGGUUCUCGCAAGAAUACUCAGAGAGAGUGAAAUGUCCUUCAUCUGUGGGAGAAAAAAAUCUGCCCUACGUGAACAGACUCGUGCCAGCACCGACACUGUCCCAGUCCAGUCUUAAAGAAACCAACAAAUCAGACAAGCCUGAGGCUUUUAAAUUUCUCAAUGGUGACAAACAUUUGUCCCCCCUCAGAUCAGCUGACAGUCAGACCCCAGCACUCCAUGCAGAGCCUGCACUUGUGUCCGGGCUCCACUCUCCGCCCUCCUCUCAGUACACAACGUUUUCCUACUCUCACUUACCCUCCUCACACCUGGGCCGCGUUUCUAGCUCUCAACCAACCUACCUUUCCAGUCCGCCUCCGCCCCUGAGAAUAAACAACGCUGCAAAUUCAGACGAGUCAUCGCCCAUUCUUGAUUUCAGCAUCUCAAAGAAGAACUCUCGCAGCGCAGAAGAAGUCAGCAAUGUCAAAGUGGAGCGCAAGACUCCUGAAAAUCAGACGAAACCUUCUACUGAAGGAGCCAUAUGGUCACCCAGGUCGCCACAACGCCCAAAAGUUCUAGACCAAGAAAGAAAAUCCCACUGGGAGCCGGUCAAAUUUGAACAAGCACAAGAAAGUAACAAAGGCAGAAGAUCUCCAAAAGAAGGUGCGAAUUCACGACGGUCCUCAACUCCUAAGGGCCAGAUUCGAUCUCGAAGUCCCAUACAAAAUGACCAGCCACCUGCAGCUCACCAGGGAGGAGGAUUCAAGCCCUUUCAAUCUCCGUCCAAAAGGCACGCUGGCCUUAUUGAAAAUCUCCUUCUGAAAAAAAUGCAGGAGCAAGGGGCUGAGUUUCCAGCGCAGUAUUUCCCUCCUCGGGGUGGGCAUUUCCCUAUUCAGCAGCAUCCAUUACAGACUCCAACAAUGAAUGAACUUAAGGCUAAUACCAAUCCGGAUUCGAAGCCUUGCUACACUUCAGAAACGCCAAAGAGAGGAUCCGAGGAGCUCUACCCUUUUAAUCCGUUCCCUAUGUUAAAGUUUGGCAAUUUGUAUCCGCCAAACUUUCUGCUGGAUAGACCUUACAAUCCUCUGCUGAGCCCUGUGAAGGCUGACAAUCUAAAUUUUAUGUCAAGGUUCUUACCUGCCAUGAAGCAUUCUGCUUUUAACUCGCCAAUGAUGCUUCCGAACUCGUCCAUGCCUGGUCUGCCUGGCUUACCUGGAUUGUUUCCAAUGAAUCCAUUAUACCAGCAGUUAGCUCAGCACUACCCAUCGCUACCAACUUGGCCUCUUUAUCCCCCAUUCUCAACAGCAGACAGCGCUCCGCCAUCUGAAAAUCAAGUCCCACACUUGCCAAAUAGUCAGGAUAAAGGCCUCAAUUUGACAAAGCCUAAGACAGUUCACCAGCAUAUGACUUCCAGGGGAUAUCGCAACCUGCCAUAUCCUCUCAAAAAGAAAGACGGCAAAAUGCAUUACGAAUGCAAUGUGUGUAUGAAAACAUUUGGGCAACUUUCUAACCUUAAAGUUCACCUUCGAACGCAUACUGGCGAGAGACCAUUCGUUUGCCAGACAUGUAGUAAAGGCUUCACGCAGCUCGCCCAUCUUCAGAAACACAAUUUAGUCCAUACGGGAGAAAAGCCACAUAAGUGCCAAGUCUGUGAUAAGAGGUUCAGCUCAACGAGUAACCUCAAGACGCAUAUGCGGUUGCAUUCUGGGGAAAAACCCUUUCACUGCAAAUGCUGUAACGCUAAAUUUACUCAAUUUGUCCAUCUCAAGCUCCACAGAAGACUGCAUACAAACGAACGUCCAUUCGAGUGCUCGCAGUGCAAUCGUAAGUACAUCAGUAGGAGCGGAUUGAAAACUCACUGGAAGACUGGUUCCUGUGUACCCCAGAAUCCCCUGGCAGACUUUAACACGCUUAUAGAUAUGAGCUUUGAUGAUAACGGGGAUGAAAGGAGCCACGACUCCUUUGACGAGUCUUCAAUGAAUUACGACAACGAGAUUGACGUUGACGACUCCAAUGACGCCGAAGAGCAUCACUUAGACGAAGAAAACAUCAAGGACGAAGAGGAUACGGACGAAGUGGACAUUAAAUGGCGCAGAGAUUUCCCUCAUCUUGGUGAGCGAGGUCUCUCCCCUGAAGACAAAGUCAGAUCGGAUUCUCUGAAUUCACAUUUCCAAGGCAUCAAGGAACCUCACACGGGCGACGAAGCGGUUUUGUCCCCUAACAAGCCCAGAGAACGAUGUAGCAGCAGGGCUUCCUCAACAAACUCUCAUCCUACCUCAAGCCCUCUGCGAACGUCUACUCCAAACCCAGAUUCCCCUGGGGGCCAUAUCACGAAAAACGAGGACCACAACCCUCAGCACUUCAGGUUGUCCGAACACUCAGCUCGCCACAACGACACCAGCAAGGAAACAUCGCAUGUCUCAUCAUCAUUGAGUCCGACUGGAAGGAGUGAGAAUGCUUCCAGACACCCCCAAGACAUGGCCACCUCAUCCUCAGGAGUAGCAACUCCUGCUAACCUUCCACAUAGCCUUUAUCCUUUCGGCAUGGUUCACAGAAGUCUGUCUGAACCACAGCCAUUUCCAGGACUGCCUCCAACAAACUGCUUAUCCUCUUCACACAGAGAAAUGCUUUCAACGUGAACCCGCUUCUACUUUAGAAAAACUUGUUUCCAAUUCCAAGUUACACAUGGACAUUUUCACUCCAUACAAUAUGGGACUGUUUCUGAUCAUGCAAAUUUAUACUCUAUGUAGCUGACAUCAAUCGAGUUUUCAAUAAAUACAUGAAGUUUGCAUCUCACUUGCGGUAUCGAAAUCUGUAUUCUGUUGAAUAGGUUGAUUACAAACUGGAUUCUGUUGAAUAGGUUGAUUACAAACUGGAUUCUGUUGAAUAGGUUGAUUACAGACUGGAUUCUGUUGAAUAGGUUGAUUACAGACUGGAUUCUGAUGUCAAACAAACGAACAAACAAACUCUUAUCAUUUCAAACUACUACUCUCUACAUCACUACAUCACUACUCACUACACAGAUUUUGACGUUUCUUUUUUUUUCCCCUUUUCUCUUUCUUUUUAAACAACUAAAUUUUGCAUAUAAUCUGAGAACUUUUUUCUUUUGUUUGUCAUAUUUAAUGAUCUGACUUAUUUAUAUGUAAAAUAAAAAUAAAACACUUAUUAUUAUUUAUGAAACAAAUCGCAGGAUUCUGACACCUGGAUUUAAAAGUCACUUUACCAUUGCACUUCAUCUGUUCUUGUGAAUGACCUCAGUUUUAUUUUUUUACGAAUUUCAGAAGUUUGAAAUCACUUGAAUGACAGAAAUAGAAUGUCAGAAGUUUGAAAUUUGUCUUCUAAACCUUGGUGCUAGAAUUGUCUUCUAAUUGUACAGUUCUUUCUCAAAUGCUAAGAGUCAGGCGAUGACUUGAUCUCUUAUUCUUGUAAGCUUGCUUGAAAACAAAACAAAACUGGUUGAUAGUUUGACAAUAAUUGAACUAUUUUCUGUUGCUGAUUUCAUUAUUAACCUGUUUUUACGUUUUACUUUGUUUUGUUUUUAAAUUAUUUUGUGUAUCAAAUACUCUUGUGAUUUUGCUUAGACCAUUGAAAAUUACUACACUACCUAAAUGUUAUACAUUUGAAAAGAAUGUUUUUUGUUAUUUUACUCUGUUUUCAUUGACUAUUUAAAUUAAGCUUUUGUGUGAUUCUCUUCUUCAUCUGUACAGAAAUGGCAUGCUUAUAAUACAACUGUACAUCUCGACAACCACUCCAUAGAGUGGUGUGAUUCUGUUGUUAUAUUCUCAAUAUUUAUUUCUAGUAUAAACUUAUUUAAUACGUAUGGAAGAAAAAUUAUUUUUUCUUUUUUCAUUUUUUGAAAUGUUCAAGGCUGUCACUUUUAAGUGUGACCAUGGGGUUCAACCAAUUCUUAGAAUGCCUAACAAGAGCGGAUAAAUGAGACAUCAUUUCGGCAGUUCGAAUCCAAGUCAAAUUAUAAAUAUUGAUAUGAGUUGUAUAUGUUAUGCAUAUGUUUUAUAUGAUGUCUACAAAUAUAAACUUCUCUCUGAAUGGUUACAAAAUCAGAGAUUCGAUAUUUUCCUAAGAGUCACCUCCCCCUUUACAAUUCUCUCCUGCAUUCUGUCUAUAAACUGAACACGAGGGGGCAGUGACCUCUGUGCCACCCUGACACAUGAAUCCUUUAAGUUCUGGUCUCCUAAGAAUUUCUUCUCAAGAGUUGACAACAUUCCAGAGUCCACGUACACCUCCCAUCUCUGAAUGUUCCUUGAGUCUCCAUAAAUAAACUCAACUAAUACAAUAACUAUGUAGAUUCUAGCAGGUUUAUAAAUGGCUAGCUAAGAGAACGCUUUCAACAGACCUGUUUAAAAUAUCAGCCAAUGAAAGACAUCCUAUAUUAAAACCGUGUAAAAGUUUGAACAGCUCAAUAACUCUUCUUAUUUGUAUGUAAUGGACACUGUAAUGUCUGAAAAGGGAACCUUACUUUUGACACUUUAAAAGAGGAUUCCACCCUGUCAUGUUUUUCAUAGCUGUAUGAAAUCAUUCAGGGUAUGGUGGCCAAGUGGUAACAAGCUUGACUUCGAAAUCUAGGGCCAAGAGUUCGAAUCCCGACGAAGGGACGUCCCUGAGUCCAUUUCUCAUAAGUUUGAGGAAGUAAAGGCAUAUGGUCGUUGCGCUGACCACAUGACAUCCCCGUUAACUGUUGUUCAUAAAAUAGAUGAGAAUGACAUCAUCUGCCACAUGGGCGGAAACAUUGAAAGGGUUACUAUAACAUUUAAAUCGAAUGCCAAAAGUCUGAAAAUAACCCCCAGAAAUAGAACAUUAAAUGAGCAGACAACGAUAGCUUGUCUUAACAACAAAACUCUAUUAGUGGAGACAUGAGUUGACCAAGCUCUGACAUCUUUAUUUACUUAGUAUUUGCCCGCCAUUAUUUCACUGUUAUUUAUGAAGUACUCACUAGCAAAUAAUCUUGCUUAUCUUGUGAAUAUUUUGUUAUUUGUUUGUUUGUGAUGGACCAUACUUAUUAUAUAGACAUUACUUUGAAGAAUCAAACAUUAAAUAAUAAACAGUGGCUAUUGUAUCA
Molecule: messenger RNA, 6440 nt
Organism: Biomphalaria glabrata
Lineage: Eukaryota; Metazoa; Mollusca; Gastropoda; Planorbidae
Product: B-cell lymphoma 6 protein homolog
Exons: 7
Coding region: 766-4002 (1078 amino acids)
Biological process (GO): regulation of transcription by RNA polymerase II; cell fate commitment
Cellular component (GO): transcription regulator complex; nucleus; PcG protein complex
Molecular function (GO): DNA-binding transcription repressor activity, RNA polymerase II-specific; histone deacetylase binding; RNA polymerase II cis-regulatory region sequence-specific DNA binding
Source: RefSeq, a predicted model, not a curated record